GUAGGCAAGAAUGCAAUUGAAAUACAUGAAUUUGGUCCUAAGUAUUGCCAUUGAACUUGCAAAUCCGGCAAUACAGUUUUUAUAUCAUAUAUUCCAUUUUUGUUUGUAUUAGUCUCUUCACAAUCACUUGAGCUUAAAGAGGUGCUAUUCGUUCGAGACGACGUCAAAGGUCUCUCCAAUAUUACAUAAGCGGAUAAGAUAAGCAAGCGAGGCUGAGGAACUUCAUGGAAAGGACAGCUUUGGACUUGCUAAUUAUUUUGAGGACACACGUACGAUACAACCUAUCACAAUUGCGACAAGCAAAGUCCCGUCGACAACUCCUCAACUUAAGAACCCUAGCUAUCAAUAUACAACAAUCAGACUAUCGCAAUCGACAAAAUGGAGGAAACCGAGACUUUCACCCUGUUACCAUUACAUAUCGACUAUCAAUCAAAAGCGAUAGCAACCUCCUCCAAUUCCAAAGCUCUCAACGAAGAGUUAGAAGAAAUCAAUACUCUCUGUCGCACUCUCCUCGCGAUAGAGUCACCAAUUCCUCCUCCACCUGUCCCCGUAAACCCCAAACGUUCCGCUGGAAUUACCAAAUUGCGAGAAUCAGGUAACGGCGAGUUUCGAAAAGGCAGACAUGGAGAAGCUAUUAAAAUAUACACUCUGGGUUUGGAAAUGGCAUUAAAAAGACCACUCUGGGAACCAUGUGGCUUGGUCAGAGAUGAGGUGUCGGGAUUGUAUGCGAAUCGGGCGCAGGCGCAUAUGGCGUUGCAGAACUGGGUUGAGGGGGCUUUGGAUGCGGAGAGUAGUGUGGAGGCCAAGAGGGGCGGUAAUGCGAAGGCCUGGUGGAGGAGAGGAAAGUGCUUGAUGGAGAUGGGUAGGUUGGAUGAGGCAAAGGAGUGGCUUGGACGGGGAUUGGAGAUGGAGAACAAUGAAGGGGAUCUGGUGGCUUUAUUGAGGGAGAUUGAGGCGAAGGAAAAAAAGACGUUACAUGUUUAAUUUGAAGGAUAUAUGGAUGGUAUUGGCAUGGGGAUAUGUAUGGUGUAAAGAUAUGGAGUCAAGGCGUUUUCUUGCUGGGUUCACGGACUGAUUUACAUUCUCGCAUGUAUCUGAAUUAAAGAUUGGUUUGAUUUGGCUGGGAGUCCAGUAUGAAAAACUCGCAGAGGUUUAUGCUAAAUGCUUCAAAAAGUUUGAAAGUGAGGAACGGCAUUGAAAUAUCACUCUAUCUGGUCAUCAAUAUCUUGAACAAAUUUAAUUUGAAUCAUUGCACUCACACGCAAAUAUGCUACUCUUCACUCAUAUCUAGGAGAUUUGCCUACGCAGGUUGUAAUGUUCUAAAACUUGUAAUGUUAUUCUGUAUUCUUGUUAAUCUACA
Molecule: messenger RNA, 1360 nt
Organism: Botrytis cinerea B05.10
Lineage: Eukaryota; Fungi; Ascomycota; Leotiomycetes; Helotiales; Sclerotiniaceae
Exons: 1
Coding region: 379-984 (201 amino acids)
Molecular function (GO): protein binding
Source: RefSeq, a predicted model, not a curated record